CGCCCGCCGCGCACGGGGCUUUUCCGCGCCAAACUCCAAAGGGCCGGGGAGAGGCGCGGGGCGGCGGCGGUGGGGGCGCAGCGCGGCACCGGCCUCCAGCACCGCACCGCCGGUGAGUCUCCGCCGCCGGCCCCCGAGCCCGGGACGCGGGUGAGGGCAGGAGCGGCGCCAUGUGGAUCCAGGUGCGCACCAUGGACGGCAGGGAGACCCACCGCGUGGACUCGCUCUCCAAGCUCACCAAGGUGGAGGGGCUGAGGCAGCGCAUUCACCAGGUCUUCGGCGUCGAGCCCCACCGCCAGCGCCUCUUCUACCGGGGCAAGCAGAUGGAAGAUGGUCACUCCCUUUUUGAUUACAGUGUUGGACUGAAUGACAUUGUUCAGCUCUUGGUUAGACAAAGCCCAGCAGUGCUUCCUGCUGUUAGUAAGGAGAAGGACUCCGAGCUCUCCGACACAGACUCUGGCUGCGGCUCAGGCCAAAGCGAAUCUGACAAAAGCUCUCACAAUGGAGAAGGUGCCAUGGAACUGGAGGGACAGCCCAGCACGGCUGCGCAGCCCGACUGGACUGACCCAGGCUUCGGCCUCUAUAAGAUCAAUGACUUGGUUGAUGCUCGUGAUAUGAAUAUGGGAGCAUGGUUUGAAGCCCAGGUGGUAAAUGUAACCAGAAAAAAAGCUGCAAAUGACAGUUGUGCAGAUCCUGAUCAGCAGACGACCAUUCCUGAAGAAGAUGUAAUAUAUCAUGUGAAAUAUGAGGAUUAUCCAGAAAAUGGAGUUGUAGAACUAAGUUCGAAUGAUGUGCGGGCUCGUGCACGGACUAUUUUGAAAUGGCACCAGCUGGAAGUAGGACAGGUGGUGAUGGUCAACUAUAAUCCCGAUGAACCGAAAGAGAGAGGUUUCUGGUAUGAUGCUGAGAUUCUGCAAAAAAGGGAAACAAAAAUGAUUAAGGAGAUAAAUGCGAAGAUACUACUUGGGGAUGCUGGUGAUUCUUUGAAUGACUGCACAAUUACGUUUGUGGAUGAGAUUUAUAAAAUUGAAGAACCAGGCAGCGCUUGUCCUAUUAGCGCCAGUCCAUUAAAACGACAAAAUGGCCCCGUGUGUAAAGCUUGUAAGGACAACCCGAACAAAACCUGCAGGAUCUGUGCUUGCUAUAUCUGUGGGGGCAAACAAGAUCCAGAUAAACAGCUAAUGUGUGACGAGUGUGAUAUGGCUUUCCACAUCUACUGCCUCAACCCUCCCCUUAGCAGUAUACCAGACGACGAGGACUGGUAUUGCCCUGAAUGUCGAAAUGAUGCAAGUGAGGUGGUUUUAGCAGGAGAGAAAUUAAAAGAAAGUAAGAAGAAACAAAAGAUGGCAUCUGCUAAUUCAUCCUCGCGGAGAGACUGGGGCAAGGGUAUGGCAUGUGUUGGCCGCACAAAGGAAUGUACCAUUGUCCCCUCCAACCACUAUGGACCAAUUCCUGGGAUUCCGGUUGGCACCAUGUGGAAGUUUAGAGUUCAGGUGAGCGAAUCUGGUGUUCACAGGCCCCACGUAGCAGGUAUACACGGCAGAAGUAAUGAUGGUGCUUAUUCCUUGGUUCUGGCAGGAGGCUAUGAAGAUGAUAUAGAUCAUGGAAAUUCCUUCACAUAUACAGGGAGCGGAGGUCGUGAUCUUUCUGGAAACAAACGUACAGCGGAACAGUCUUGUGAUCAAAAACUCACCAACAUGAACAGAGCUCUGGCUCUGAACUGUAGUGCCCCCAUCAAUGACAAAAAUGGAGCUGAAGCUAAGGACUGGAGAGCUGGGAAGCCAGUCCGGGUGGUGAGGAAUGUGAAAGGAGGCAAACACAGCAAAUACGCUCCUGUAGAAGGGAACAGAUACGAUGGGAUAUAUAAGGUUGUGAAAUACUGGCCCGAAACAGGGAAAUCUGGAUUUUUGGUGUGGCGUUACUUACUUAGGAGGGAUGAUGACGAACCUGCUCCUUGGACCAAAGAAGGAAAGGACAGGAUGAAAAAGCUUGGCCUAACAAUGCAGUAUCCUGAGGGGUAUUUGGAAGCUGUCGCAAACAAAGAUAAAGAAAAAGAAAAUAACAGAGAUGAUGAGUUUGAUACCCCAGGGAAAGGAAAGAGGAAAAGGAAAUCAGCAGGUGGAGGGGAGGAAAAAGUAAUUAACUCUCCUACAGGGACUCCAAAGAAAACUAAAGUAGAGCCAUACAAGCUGACAUCUCAGCAAAAAUCUCUUAUAAAAAGUGAUGAAGCCAAUGAAAAACUGUGGAAUGAAGUACUAGAUGCUCUCAAAGAUGGACCGAAAUUUCUAAAUAAAGUUGAAGAGGCUUUCUUGUGUAUUUGCUGUCAGGAGGUUGUGUUUCGGCCGGUCACAACUGUAUGCCAACAUAACGUGUGCAAGGAUUGUUUGGAUAGGUCCUUCAAAGCUGAUGUGUACAGUUGUCCAGCCUGCCGCUACGAUCUUGGCAAAAACUAUACCAUGCAAGUGAAUGAAACACUGCAGACCAUUCUAACUCAGCUCUUUCCUGGAUAUGGCAAUGGACGGUGAUUCUGUAAAGCACUUCUAAUUUCCUUGUGUUCAAACUUAUUAAUGGGUUUUCAAUGGGCUUAAUUUAAAAAAAAAAAAAAGUAGUCUGUGUUCUCCCAGAUCCCUAAAAAAGAAAAAGUUUAAAGUCUUCCUUGUUUUUAAAAAAACUAUGAACUUCAAGGAAUAUCCUUCUGUAUGUUUGUGGAUUUUGUUUUUGUUCUAAAUGUUGAAUUUUGCUUUUUUUUUUUUCCCUUCAAAACUGCCAUUCAUCAGCACAGAUCUUUUUUUUUUUUUUUUUCCUAUACAAAGUGCUUCCGGUAAGGCUGCUAAUGAUUGUGAAAGUUCUCGGAUUGCCCUCUGUUGUCCCAUUCCCACCUCCUCCCCCUGUUUUUUUAAUUCAAGAAAAAUGGCUUGGUUGCUAGAACAAUCUUCAGCAUUUGGGGAUUUGGCCAUAAAGUUAGACUUUUGCAUCACCUUGGCAGCAUUUUGAUGCUCACCUUUGUACAAGAUGGUUCCUGGCUUAUGACUUUUUUAAUUGCAAGUGGAUAUUUACUAUUUUUUAAAUAACUGGUUUUUAUACAUUUGACAGACCUAUCAAAAGCCAUUUCCUGCUAAUUUUGUAUAUCAAAAAAAAAAAAAAGCUGCUUGCUUAUAGUCAAGUAGUUGGAGCAAUAUGAAGUACUACCUCAGUUGGACUUCUUAUUAGGGAACUAUUUGUUCAGCCAGGUGCUGUCUUCUAUCCAGAAAUGCCAUUGUGGAAUAUACUAAAGCCAUUCUUAAGUGCCUUUUGUCCUUUUUGGAAAGACUGGGCUCUGAAUCACCGUAUAUAUUUUUUCAUAAGCACUGAAUUGUUUAAACUUGCCAACCGGAUUUUGUUCUUAGGGUUAAAUAUAACACUGUAGCUGUAUACGAUUAGCAUGGAUUUGCAAACUUUCAGGUUUCCUCCUAAUGCUAGGUGUAUUAUGGUAACAUGAAUUUCUUUGUUUCAGUGUAUUUCUACCUAGAAAUGGAGAAUAAUCAGUUUUGACUUUUCUUUUUUUAUAAAACAUUUUGGUUAUUGUAAAUGACACCAAGAAGGCUUGCUUUUGUGAAUGGAUUGUCUUUUUCUAACAUUACCAAAGUUUGCAGUUUAAUACCUCAACAUGACAAGAUGUUUUUAAUCACACUUCACUGCAGACAGACUGGAACAAAUGUGCCUGGCUUAAGUUUUCUUAACUCUUACCCUUUUUUUAAAAUUAUAAUGUUAAUAUGUUAGGGGGAAAAAAACGUUUUAUAGUUUUUUUGCUGAAUUUGUCAAUUUUUGUACAAUGUGCAAGUUGAAGUUCUCAAAAUAAAUAUCUUUUCAGAUGAAA
Anas platyrhynchos (mallard) is the source of this 3856-nucleotide messenger RNA. It is a transcript of the gene UHRF1, whose product is annotated as ubiquitin like with PHD and ring finger domains 1. The record is from RefSeq and is a predicted model, not a curated record. NCBI's taxonomy places the organism in Eukaryota, Metazoa, Chordata, Aves, Anseriformes, Anatidae. Gene Ontology annotation, molecular function: ubiquitin protein ligase activity; protein binding. Gene Ontology annotation, biological process: negative regulation of gene expression via chromosomal CpG island methylation; protein ubiquitination.